Messenger RNA from Closterium sp. Naga37s-1, 12124 nucleotides. The record is from the annotation of a GenBank genome assembly. Lineage: Eukaryota; Viridiplantae; Streptophyta; Zygnematophyceae; Desmidiales; Closteriaceae.
GUCUUUACACCCUUCCCCACAGCCACGUACAUGUUCAGCUUCUCCACCGGUGCUGACACCAGCCACGUACAUGUUCAGCUUCUCCACCGGUGCUGACACCAGCUCUUUACACCCUUCCCCACAGCCACGUACAUGUUCAGCUUCUCCACCGGUGCUGACACCAGCCACGUACAUGUUCAGCUUCUCCACCGGUGCUGACACCAGCUCUUUACACCCUUCCCCACAGCCACGUACAUGUUCAGCUUCUCCACCGGUGCUGACACCAGCUCUUUACACCCUUCCCCACAGCCACGUCUUUACACCCUUCCCCACAGCCACGUACAUGUUCAGCUUCUCCACCGGUGCUGACACCAGGUCUUUACACCCUUCCCCACAGCCACGUACAUGUUCAGCUUCUCCACCGGUGCUGACACCAGGUCUUUACACCCUUCCCCACAGCCACGUCUUUACACCCUUCCCCACAGCCACGUACAUGUUCAGCUUCUCCACCGGUGCUGACACCAGGUUCUGGAGUGGUCCCUCUUUCCUCAAUUCGUCCCUCUCUCCUCUGGUCGGUCCCUCUCACCCUCAUUUACUCACCCGGUUGGGGUUGAUGCCAGCAGCAGCCACGUACAUGUCCAGCUUCUCCACCGGUGCUGACACCAGCUCUUUACACCCUUCCCCCCAGCCACGUACAUGUUCAGCUUCUCCACCGGUGCUGACACCAGGUCUUUACACCCUUCCCCCCAGCCACGUACAUGUUCAGCUUCUCCACAGGUUCUGGAGUGGUCCCUCUUUCCUCAAUUCGUCCCUCUCUCCUCUGGUCGGUCCCUCUCACCCUCAUUUACUCACCCGGUUGGGGUUGAUGCCAGCAGCAGCCACGUACAUGUCCAUCUUCUCCACCGGUGCUGACACCAGCUCUUUACACCCUUCCCCCCAGCCACGUACAUGUUCAGCUUCUCCACCGGUGCUGACACCAGGUCUUUACACCCUUCCCCCCAGCCACGUACAUGUUCAGCUUCUCCACAGGUUCUGGAGUGGUCCCUCUUUCCUCAAUUCGUCCCUCUCUCCUCUGGUCGGUCCCUCUCACCCUCAUUUACUCACCCGGUUGGGGUUGAUGCCAGCAGCAGCCACGUACAUGUCCAGCUUCUCCACCGGUGCUGACACCAGCUCUUUACACCCUUCCCCCCAGCCACGUACAUGUUCAGCUUCUCCACCGGUGCUGACACCAGGUCUUUACACCCUUCCCCCCAGCCACGUACAUGUUCAGCUUCUCCACAGGUUCUGGAGUGGUCCCUCUUUCCUCAAUUCGUCCCUCUCUCCUCUGGUCGGUCCCUCUCACCCUCAUUUACUCACCCGGUUGGGGUUGAUGCCAGCAGCAGCCACGUACAUGUCCAGCUUCUCCACCGGUGCUGACACCAGCUCUUUACACCCUUCCCCCCAGCCACGUACAUGUUCAGCUUCUCCACCGGUGCUGACACCAGGUCUUUACACCCUUCCCCCCAGCCACGUACAUGUUCAGCUUCUCCACAGGUUCUGGAGUGGUCCCUCUUUCCUCAAUUCGUCCCUCUCUCCUCUGGUCGGUCCCUCUCACCCUCAUUUACUCACCCGGUUGGGGUUGAUGCCAGCAGCAGCCACGUACAUGUCCAGCUUCUCCACCGGUGCUGACACCAGCUCUUUACACCCUUCCCCCCAGCCACGUACAUGUUCAGCUUCUCCACCGGUGCUGACACCAGGUCUUUACACCCUUCCCCCCAGCCACGUACAUGUUCAGCUUCUCCACAGGUUCUGGAGUGGUCCCUCUUUCCUCAAUUCGUCCCUCUCUCCUCUGGUCGGUCCCUCUCACCCUCAUUUACUCACCCGGUUGGGGUUGAUGCCAGCAGCAGCCACGUACAUGUCCAGCUUCUCCACCGGUGCUGACACCAGCUCUUUACACCCUUCCCCCCAGCCACGUACAUGUUCAGCUUCUCCACCGGUGCUGACACCAGGUCUUUACACCCUUCCCCCCAGCCACGUACAUGUUCAGCUUCUCCACAGGUUCUGGAGUGGUCCCUCUUUCCUCAAUUCGUCCCUCUCUCCUCUGGUCGGUCCCUCUCACCCUCAUUUACUCACCCGGUUGGGGUUGAUGCCAGCAGCAGCCACGUACAUGUCCAGCUUCUCCACCGGUGCUGACACCAGCUCUUUACACCCUUCCCCCCAGCCACGUACAUGUUCAGCUUCUCCACCGGUGCUGACACCAGGUCUUUACACCCUUCCCCCCAGCCACGUACAUGUUCAGCUUCUCCACAGGUUCUGGAGUGGUCCCUCUUUCCUCAAUUCGUCCCUCUCUCCUCUGGUCGGUCCCUCUCACCCUCAUUUACUCACCCGGUUGGGGUUGAUGCCAGCAGCAGCCACGUACAUGUCCAGCUUCUCCACCGGUGCUGACACCAGCUCUUUACACCCUUCCCCCCAGCCACGUACAUGUUCAGCUUCUCCACUGGUGCUGACACCAGGUCUUUACACCCUUCCCCCCAGCCACGUACAUGUUCAGCUUCUCCACAGGUUCUGGAGUGGUCCCUCUUUCCUCAAUUCGUCCCUCUCUCCUCUGGUCGGUCCCUCUCACCCUCAUUUACUCACCCGGUUGGGGUUGAUGCCAGCAGCAGCCACGUACAUGUCCAGCUUCUCCACCGGUGCUGACACCAGCUCUUUACACCCUUCCCCCCAGCCACGUACAUGUUCAGCUUCUCCACCGGUGCUGACACCAGGUCUUUACACCCUUCCCCCCAGCCACGUACAUGUUCAGCUUCUCCACAGGUUCUGGAGUGGUCCCUCUUUCCUCAAUUCGUCCCUCUCUCCUCUGGUCGGUCCCUCUCACCCUCAUUUACUCACCCGGUUGGGGUUGAUGCCAGCAGCAGCCACGUACAUGUCCAGCUUCUCCACCGGUGCUGACACCAGCUCUUUACACCCUUCCCCCCAGCCACGUACAUGUUCAGCUUCUCCACCGGUGCUGACACCAGGUCUUUACACCCUUCCCCCCAGCCACGUACAUGUUCAGCUUCUCCACAGGUUCUGGAGUGGUCCCUCUUUCCUCAAUUCGUCCCUCUCUCCUCUGGUCGGUCCCUCUCACCCUCAUUUACUCACCCGGUUGGGGUUGAUGCCAGCAGCAGCCACGUACAUGUCCAGCUUCUCCACCGGUGCUGACACCAGGUUCUGGAGUGGUCCCUCUUUCCUCAAUUCGUCCCUCUCUCCUCUGGUCGGUCCCUCUCACCCUCAUUUACUCACCCGGUUGGGGUUGAUGCCAGCAGCAGCCACGUACAUGUCCAGCUUCUCCACCGGUGCUGACACCAGCUCUUUACACCCUUCCCCCCAGCCACGUACAUGUUCAGCUUCUCCACCGGUGCUGACACCAGGUCUUUACACCCUUCCCCCCAGCCACGUACAUGUUCAGCUUCUCCACAGGUUCUGGAGUGGUCCCUCUUUCCUCAAUUCGUCCCUCUCUCCUCUGGUCGGUCCCUCUCACCCUCAUUUACUCACCCGGUUGGGGUUGAUGCCAGCAGCAGCCACGUACAUGUCCAGCUUCUCCACCGGUGCUGACACCAGCUCUUUACACCCUUCCCCCCAGCCACGUACAUGUUCAGCUUCUCCACCGGUGCUGACACCAGGUCUUUACACCCUUCCCCCCAGCCACGUACAUGUUCAGCUUCUCCACAGGUUCUGGAGUGGUCCCUCUUUCCUCAAUUCGUCCCUCUCUCCUCUGGUCGGUCCCUCUCACCCUCAUUUACUCACCCGGUUGGGGUUGAUGCCAGCAGCAGCCACGUACAUGUCCAGCUUCUCCACCGGUGCUGACACCAGCUCUUUACACCCUUCCCCCCAGCCACGUACAUGUUCAGCUUCUCCACAGGUUCUGGAGUGGUCCCUCUUUCCUCAAUUCGUCCCUCUCUCCUCUGGUCGGUCCCUCUCACCCUCAUUUACUCACCCGGUCUUUACACCCUUCCCCCCAGCCACGUACAUGUUCAGCUUCUCCACAGGUUCUGGAGUGGUCCCUCUUUCCUCAAUUCGUCCCUCUCUCCUCUGGUCGGUCCCUCUCACCCUCAUUUACUCACCCGGUUGGGGUCUUUACACCCUUCCCCCCAGCCACGUACAUGUUCAGCUUCUCCACAGGUUCUGGAGUGGUCCCUCUUUCCUCAAUUCGUCCCUCUCUCCUUUGGUCGGUCCCUCUCACCCUCAUUUACUCACCCGGUUGGGGUUGAUGCCAGCAGCAGCCACGUACAUGUCCAGCUUCUCCACCGGUGCUGACACCAGCUCUUUACACCCUUCCCCCCAGCCACGUACAUGUUCAGCUUCUCCACCGGUGCUGACACCAGGUCUUUACACCCUUCCCCCCAGCCACGUACAUGUUCAGCUUCUCCACAGGUUCUGGAGUGGUCCCUCUUUCCUCAAUUCGUCCCUCUCUCCUCUGGUCGGUCCCUCUCACCCUCAUUUACUCACCCGGUUGGGGUUGAUGCCAGCAGCAGCCACGUACAUGUCCAGCUUCUCCACCGGUGCUGACACCAGCUCUUUACACCCUUCCCCCCAGCCACGUACAUGUUCAGCUUCUCCACCGGUGCUGACACCAGGUCUUUACACCCUUCCCCCCAGCCACGUACAUGUUCAGCUUCUCCACAGGUUCUGGAGUGGUCCCUCUUUCCUCAAUUCGUCCCUCUCUCCUCUGGUCGGUCCCUCUCACCCUCAUUUACUCACCCGGUUGGGGUUGAUGCCAGCAGCAGCCACGUACAUGUCCAGCUUCUCCACCGGUGCUGACACCAGGUUCUGGAGUGGUCCCUCUUUCCUCAAUUCGUCCCUCUCUCCUCUGGUCGGUCCCUCUCACCCUCAUUUACUCACCCGGUUGGGGUUGAUGCCAGCAGCAGCCACGUACAUGUCCAGCUUCUCCACCGGUGCUGACACCAGCUCUUUACACCCUUCCCCCCAGCCACGUACAUGUUCAGCUUCUCCACCGGUGCUGACACCAGGUCUUUACACCCUUCCCCCCAGCCACGUACAUGUUCAGCUUCUCCACAGGUUCUGGAGUGGUCCCUCUUUCCUCAAUUCGUCCCUCUCUCCUCUGGUCGGUCCCUCUCACCCUCAUUUACUCACCCGGUUGGGGUUGAUGCCAGCAGCAGCCACGUACAUGUCCAGCUUCUCCACCGGUGCUGACACCAGGUUCUGGAGUGGUCCCUCUUUCCUCAAUUCGUCCCUCUCUCCUCUGGUCGGUCCCUCUCACCCUCAUUUACUCACCCGGUUGGGGUUGAUGCCAGCAGCAGCCACGUACAUGUCCAGCUUCUCCACCGGUGCUGACACCAGGUUCUGGAGUGGUCCCUCUUUCCUCAAUUCGUCCCUCUCUCCUCUGGUCGGUCCCUCUCACCCUCAUUUACUCACCCGGUUGGGGUUGAUGCCAGCAGCAGCCACGUACAUGUCCAGCUUCUCCACCGGUGCUGACACCAGGUUCUGGAGUGGUCCCUCUUUCCUCAAUUCGUCCCUCUCUCCUCUGGUCGGUCCCUCUCACCCUCAUUUACUCACCCGGUUGGGGUUGAUGCCAGCAGCAGCCACGUACAUGUCCAGCUUCUCCACCGGUGCUGACACCAGCUCUUUACACCCUUCCCCCCAGCCACGUACAUGUUCAGCUUCUCCACCGGUGCUGACACCAGGUCUUUACACCCUUCCCCCCAGCCACGUACAUGUUCAGCUUCUCCACAGGUUCUGGAGUGGUCCCUCUUUCCUCAAUUCGUCCCUCUCUCCUCUGGUCGGUCCCUCUCACCCUCAUUUACUCACCCGGUUGGGGUUGAUGCCAGCAGCAGCCACGUACAUGUCCAGCUUCUCCACCGGUGCUGACACCAGCUCUUUACACCCUUCCCCCCAGCCACGUACAUGUUCAGCUUCUCCACCGGUGCUGACACCAGGUCUUUACACCCUUCCCCCCAGCCACGUACAUGUUCAGCUUCUCCACAGGUUCUGGAGUGGUCCCUCUUUCCUCAAUUCGUCCCUCUCUCCUCUGGUCGGUCCCUCUCACCCUCAUUUACUCACCCGGUUGGGGUUGAUGCCAGCAGCAGCCACGUACAUGUCCAGCUUCUCCACCGGUGCUGACACCAGCUCUUUACACCCUUCCCCCCAGCCACGUACAUGUUCAGCUUCUCCACCGGUGCUGACACCAGGUCUUUACACCCUUCCCCCCAGCCACGUACAUGUUCAGCUUCUCCACAGGUUCUGGAGUGGUCCCUCUUUCCUCAAUUCGUCCCUCUCUCCUCUGGUCGGUCCCUCUCACCCUCAUUUACUCACCCGGUUGGGGUUGAUGCCAGCAGCAGCCACGUACAUGUCCAGCUUCUCCACCGGUGCUGACACCAGCUCUUUACACCCUUCCCCCCAGCCACGUACAUGUUCAGCUUCUCCACCGGUGCUGACACCAGGUCUUUACACCCUUCCCCCCAGCCACGUACAUGUUCAGCUUCUCCACAGGUUCUGGAGUGGUCCCUCUUUCCUCAAUUCGUCCCUCUCUCCUCUGGUCGGUCCCUCUCACCCUCAUUUACUCACCCGGUUGGGGUUGAUGCCAGCAGCAGCCACGUACAUGUCCAGCUUCUCCACCGGUGCUGACACCAGGUUCUGGAGUGGUCCCUCUUUCCUCAAUUCGUCCCUCUCUCCUCUGGUCGGUCCCUCUCACCCUCAUUUACUCACCCGGUUGGGGUUGAUGCCAGCAGCAGCCACGUACAUGUCCAGCUUCUCCACCGGUGCUGACACCAGGUUCUGGAGUGGUCCCUCUUUCCUCAAUUCGUCCCUCUCUCCUCUGGUCGGUCCCUCUCACCCUCAUUUACUCACCCGGUUGGGGUUGAUGCCAGCAGCAGCCACGUACAUGUCCAGCUUCUCCACCGGUGCUGACACCAGCUCUUUACACCCUUCCCCCCAGCCACGUACAUGUUCAGCUUCUCCACCGGUGCUGACACCAGGUCUUUACACCCUUCCCCCCAGCCACGUACAUGUUCAGCUUCUCCACAGGUUCUGGAGUGGUCCCUCUUUCCUCAAUUCGUCCCUCUCUCCUCUGGUCGGUCCCUCUCACCCUCAUUUACUCACCCGGUUGGGGUUGAUGCCAGCAGCAGCCACGUACAUGUCCAGCUUCUCCACCGGUGCUGACACCAGCUCUUUACACCCUUCCCCCCAGCCACGUACAUGUUCAGCUUCUCCACCGGUGCUGACACCAGGUCUUUACACCCUUCCCCCCAGCCACGUACAUGUUCAGCUUCUCCACAGGUUCUGGAGUGGUCCCUCUUUCCUCAAUUCGUCCCUCUCUCCUCUGGUCGGUCCCUCUCACCCUCAUUUACUCACCCGGUUGGGGUUGAUGCCAGCAGCAGCCACGUACAUGUCCAGCUUCUCCACCGGUGCUGACACCAGCUCUUUACACCCUUCCCCCCAGCCACGUACAUGUUCAGCUUCUCCACCGGUGCUGACACCAGGUCUUUACACCCUUCCCCCCAGCCACGUACAUGUUCAGCUUCUCCACAGGUUCUGGAGUGGUCCCUCUUUCCUCAAUUCGUCCCUCUCUCCUCUGGUCGGUCCCUCUCACCCUCAUUUACUCACCCGGUUGGGGUUGAUGCCAGCAGCAGCCACGUACAUGUCCAGCUUCUCCACCGGUGCUGACACCAGCUCUUUACACCCUUCCCCCCAGCCACGUACAUGUUCAGCUUCUCCACCGGUGCUGACACCAGGUCUUUACACCCUUCCCCCCAGCCACGUACAUGUUCAGCUUCUCCACAGGUUCUGGAGUGGUCCCUCUUUCCUCAAUUCGUCCCUCUCUCCUCUGGUCGGUCCCUCUCACCCUCAUUUACUCACCCGGUUGGGGUUGAUGCCAGCAGCAGCCACGUACAUGUCCAGCUUCUCCACCGGUGCUGACACCAGGUUCUGGAGUGGUCCCUCUUUCCUCAAUUCGUCCCUCUCUCCUCUGGUCGGUCCCUCUCACCCUCAUUUACUCACCCGGUUGGGGUUGAUGCCAGCAGCAGCCACGUACAUGUCCAGCUUCUCCACCGGUGCUGACACCAGGUUCUGGAGUGGUCCCUCUUUCCUCAAUUCGUCCCUCUCUCCUCUGGUCGGUCCCUCUCACCCUCAUUUACUCACCCGGUUGGGGUUGAUGCCAGCAGCAGCCACGUACAUGUCCAGCUUCUCCACCGGUGCUGACACCAGCUCUUUACACCCUUCCCCCCAGCCACGUACAUGUUCAGCUUCUCCACCGGUGCUGACACCAGGUCUUUACACCCUUCCCCCCAGCCACGUACAUGUUCAGCUUCUCCACAGGUUCUGGAGUGGUCCCUCUUUCCUCAAUUCGUCCCUCUCUCCUCUGGUCGGUCCCUCUCACCCUCAUUUACUCACCCGGUUGGGGUUGAUGCCAGCAGCAGCCACGUACAUGUCCAGCUUCUCCACCGGUGCUGACACCAGCUCUUUACACCCUUCCCCCCAGCCACGUACAUGUUCAGCUUCUCCACCGGUGCUGACACCAGGUCUUUACACCCUUCCCCCCAGCCACGUACAUGUUCAGCUUCUCCACAGGUUCUGGAGUGGUCCCUCUUUCCUCAAUUCGUCCCUCUCUCCUCUGGUCGGUCCCUCUCACCCUCAUUUACUCACCCGGUUGGGGUUGAUGCCAGCAGCAGCCACGUACAUGUCCAGCUUCUCCACCGGUGCUGACACCAGCUCUUUACACCCUUCCCCCCAGCCACGUACAUGUUCAGCUUCUCCACCGGUGCUGACACCAGGUCUUUACACCCUUCCCCCCAGCCACGUACAUGUUCAGCUUCUCCACAGGUUCUGGAGUGGUCCCUCUUUCCUCAAUUCGUCCCUCUCUCCUCUGGUCGGUCCCUCUCACCCUCAUUUACUCACCCGGUUGGGGUUGAUGCCAGCAGCAGCCACGUACAUGUCCAGCUUCUCCACCGGUGCUGACACCAGCUCUUUACACCCUUCCCCCCAGCCACGUACAUGUUCAGCUUCUCCACCGGUGCUGACACCAGGUCUUUACACCCUUCCCCCCAGCCACGUACAUGUUCAGCUUCUCCACAGGUUCUGGAGUGGUCCCUCUUUCCUCAAUUCGUCCCUCUCUCCUCUGGUCGGUCCCUCUCACCCUCAUUUACUCACCCGGUUGGGGUUGAUGCCAGCAGCAGCCACGUACAUGUCCAGCUUCUCCACCGGUGCUGACACCAGCUCUUUACACCCUUCCCCCCAGCCACGUACAUGUUCAGCUUCUCCACCGGUGCUGACACCAGGUCUUUACACCCUUCCCCCCAGCCACGUACAUGUUCAGCUUCUCCACAGGUUCUGGAGUGGUCCCUCUUUCCUCAAUUCGUCCCUCUCUCCUCUGGUCGGUCCCUCUCACCCUCAUUUACUCACCCGGUUGGGGUUGAUGCCAGCAGCAGCCACGUACAUGUCCAGCUUCUCCACCGGUGCUGACACCAGCUCUUUACACCCUUCCCCCCAGCCACGUACAUAUUCAGCUUCUCCACCGGUGCUGACACCAGGUCUUUACACCCUUCCCCCCAGCCACGUACAUGUUCAGCUUCUCCACAGGUUCUGGAGUGGUCCCUCUUUCCUCAAUUCGUCCCUCUCUCCUCUGGUCGGUCCCUCUCACCCUCAUUUACUCACCCGGUUGGGGUUGAUGCCAGCAGCAGCCACGUACAUGUCCAGCUUCUCCACCGGUGCUGACACCAGCUCUUUACACCCUUCCCCCCAGCCACGUACAUGUUCAGCUUCUCCACCGGUGCUGACACCAGGUCUUUACACCCUUCCCCCCAGCCACGUACAUGUUCAGCUUCUCCACAGGUUCUGGAGUGGUCCCUCUUUCCUCAAUUCGUCCCUCUCUCCUCUGGUCGGUCCCUCUCACCCUCAUUUACUCACCCGGUUGGGGUUGAUGCCAGCAGCAGCCACGUACAUGUCCAGCUUCUCCACCGGUGCUGACACCAGCUCUUUACACCCUUCCCCCCAGCCACGUACAUGUUCAUCUUCUCCACCGGUGCUGACACCAGGUCUUUACACCCUUCCCCCCAGCCACGUACAUGUUCAGCUUCUCCACAGGUUCUGGAGUGGUCCCUCUUUCCUCAAUUCGUCCCUCUCUCCUCUGGUCGGUCCCUCUCACCCUCAUUUACUCACCCGGUUGGGGUUGAUGCCAGCAGCAGCCACGUACAUGUCCAGCUUCUCCACCGGUGCUGACACCAGCUCUUUACACCCUUCCCCCCAGCCACGUACAUGUUCAGCUUCUCCACCGGUGCUGACACCAGGUCUUUACACCCUUCCCCCCAGCCACGUACAUGUUCAGCUUCUCCACAGGUUCUGGAGUGGUCCCUCUUUCCUCAAUUCGUCCCUCUCUCCUCUGGUCGGUCCCUCUCACCCUCAUUUACUCACCCGGUUGGGGUUGAUGCCAGCAGCAGCCACGUACAUGUCCAGCUUCUCCACCGGUGCUGACACCAGCUCUUUACACCCUUCCCCCCAGCCACGUACAUGUUCAGCUUCUCCACCGGUGCUGACACCAGGUCUUUACACCCUUCCCCCCAGCCACGUACAUGUUCAGCUUCUCCACAGGUUCUGGAGUGGUCCCUCUUUCCUCAAUUCGUCCCUCUCUCCUCUGGUCGGUCCCUCUCACCCUCAUUUACUCACCCGGUUGGGGUUGAUGCCAGCAGCAGCCACGUACAUGUCCAGCUUCUCCACCGGUGCUGACACCAGCUCUUUACACCCUUCCCCCCAGCCACGUACAUGUUCAGCUUCUCCACCGGUGCUGACACCAGGUCUUUACACCCUUCCCCCCAGCCACGUACAUGUUCAGCUUCUCCACAGGUUCUGGAGUGGUCCCUCUUUCCUCAAUUCGUCCCUCUCUCCUCUGGUCGGUCCCUCUCACCCUCAUUUACUCACCCGGUUGGGGUUGAUGCCAGCAGCAGCCACGUACAUGUCCAGCUUCUCCACCGGUGCUGACACCAGCUCUUUACACCCUUCCCCCCAGCCACGUACAUGUUCAGCUUCUCCACCGGUGCUGACACCAGGUCUUUACACCCUUCCCCCCAGCCACGUACAUGUUCAGCUUCUCCACAGGUUCUGGAGUGGUCCCUCUUUCCUCAAUUCGUCCCUCUCUCCUCUGGUCGGUCCCUCUCACCCUCAUUUACUCACCCGGUUGGGGUUGAUGCCAGCAGCAGCCACGUACAUGUCCAGCUUCUCCACCGGUGCUGACACCAGCUCUUUACACCCUUCCCCCCAGCCACGUACAUGUUCAGCUUCUCCACCGGUGCUGACACCAGGUCUUUACACCCUUCCCCCCAGCCACGUACAUGUUCAGCUUCUCCACAGGUUCUGGAGUGGUCCCUCUUUCCUCAAUUCGUCCCUCUCUCCUCUGGUCGGUCCCUCUCACCCUCAUUUACUCACCCGGUUGGGGUUGAUGCCAGCAGCAGCCACGUACAUGUCCAGCUUCUCCACCGGUGCUGACACCAGCUCUUUACACCCUUCCCCCCAGCCACGUACAUGUUCAGCUUCUCCACCGGUGCUGACACCAGGUCUUUACACCCUUCCCCCCAGCCACGUACAUGUUCAGCUUCUCCACAGGUUCUGGAGUGGUCCCUCUUUCCUCAAUUCGUCCCUCUCUCCUCUGGUCGGUCCCUCUCACCCUCAUUUACUCACCCGGUUGGGGUUGAUGCCAGCAGCAGCCACGUACAUGUCCAGCUUCUCCACCGGUGCUGACACCAGCUCUUUACACCCUUCCCCCCAGCCACGUACAUGUUCAGCUUCUCCACCGGUGCUGACACCAGGUCUUUACACCCUUCCCCCCAGCCACGUACAUGUUCAGCUUCUCCACAGGUUCUGGAGUGGUCCCUCUUUCCUCAAUUCGUCCCUCUCUCCUCUGGUCGGUCCCUCUCACCCUCAUUUACUCACCCGGUUGGGGUUGAUGCCAGCAGCAGCCACGUACAUGUCCAGCUUCUCCACCGGUGCUGACACCAGCUCUUUACACCCUUCCCCCCAGCCACGUACAUGUUCAGCUUCUCCACAGGUUCUGGAGUGGUCCCUCUUUCCUCAAUUCGUCCCUCUCUCCUCUGGUCGGUCCCUCUCACCCUCAUUUACUCACCCGGUUGGGGUUGAUGCCAGCAGCAGCCACGUACAUGUCCAGCUUCUCCACCGGUGCUGA